GAAGGAAAAAAAAACACUUGCAUGCAAGAUUCAUCGUGAAUUCUGAAAUGGAAAUGGAAAUGUCCGAUAUUCAUAUACCCGAGUAUCUGGUGGAGGACAUGCUCUCCAGGCUUCCAGUGAAAUCUCUGAAACGAUUCAUGUGCGUGAGCAAAUCUUGGUGCGCUUUCAUCCAAAGCCCUACUUUCGUUGCUCAUCACCUCCAUCGUUCACGUCGAACCGGUACGAAUGCAUUUCUGCUCGUCAAGCGCCUGCAGGACCAAAUCACCAGAAAGAAUGUGGUGCUUUCCUUGAUCCCAGAUCACAGUCACGAUGAUCAUGAGGUGCUUGACGUGCCGCUCAAUCUGGGUUAUCUUCCGUUUUUCAAGCACGAGAACUCGCAAAAUUUGUACAUUUUGCGUGCCUGCAUCAAUGGCAUAGUCUGUCUCUACAAUGACCGCUUUGAUGGAAACAUCAUCUUCUGGAACCCAGCCAUGAGAGAGUUUAAGGUCCUCCCUGCACGUCCUAUAUGUUGUCCACCACAGGCGGACUACGAUGUCCAGGGUCUUGGGUUUGGUUAUGAUCCCAAAGCUGAUGACUACAAGCUGGUAAGGACGGUGUACAUCUGGGAGGUUCACGGCCCACUCUACCCUCUCCUGAUCGAGGUAUACAGCCUAAGGACUGAUUCCUGGAGAAAAAUCGACCCGGUUUUGAAAGUUUAUCCGAGUCGGUGGGGCAGGCCCGGCAGUUUCUGUUCCGAGCUGUACCUGCAAGGAGCUUAUCAUUGGCUGCUGUGUAAAUCCAUCCUAGCCUUUGACAUGAGCGAGGAGGUGUUUCGAUUGAUGCCGUUGCCUGAUCUGGGCAGUCUUUGGGAUGUGAAGAUUGAGAAGAGUAUUGCUGUAUUGAACGAUUCCAUCGCUUUGAUUAUUCGUCUGGUGGAAGGAACGGAGAAAAGCUUUGAUAUAUGGGUGAUGUGUGAGUACGGCGUCCAGGAGUCAUGGACUAAGCGGUUUAAGAUUGGACCCGUUUCAGGAGUCAACAGGCCAUUGGGAUUUGGGAAGAAUGGUCAAUUUCUUCUGGUAGAUGACAAUGGAGAAUUAGUCUCUUGUAACCUCGAUUGCAAACAGAUUAAGAAUCUUCACGUUAAAGGGGACAUUCCACAUUCUUUACAGGUUAUAAAUUAUGUGGAGACUUUAGUUUCAGUCCAGGGAGAGAAAUUAGCAUGAGAAUUAAGCCUAAGGUUAUACAUGUAUGCAUAUCAGAUCUAGCUAAAGAUCAUGCGAUUAUCGAUUCUGGUGUUGGAAAACGAUGUGUGAUUCAUGAUAACUCUAUUCGUUUUUUCUUGGGUUAAGAUAGAAUUUAAGAACCUUGAGAUAAUCAAUUCUAGUUUCAAAGCAAAGCAGAGCUGUACAAAGUGUGCGAUAACGAUGAUCAUGUGGGGGAUAACGUAGUCGAUCUUGAUGAUUUUGAAAGCAGGCUAGGCGGUGAAAAUCAUGUUGAACUGCCCAAAGUAACUAAUAAAGGAAAUUAAAGAGUUCGUGGCACUA
This is a messenger RNA of Carya illinoinensis, 1523 nucleotides long. Its product is annotated as F-box/kelch-repeat protein At3g06240-like. NCBI's taxonomy places the organism in Eukaryota, Viridiplantae, Streptophyta, Magnoliopsida, Fagales, Juglandaceae. Gene Ontology annotation, molecular function: protein binding. The transcript has a single exon. The coding region runs from base 48 to 1202 and encodes 384 amino acids. The record is from RefSeq and is a predicted model, not a curated record.